Molecule: messenger RNA, 3849 nt
Organism: Paralichthys olivaceus (Japanese flounder)
Lineage: Eukaryota; Metazoa; Chordata; Actinopteri; Pleuronectiformes; Paralichthyidae
Gene: tbc1d23
Product: TBC1 domain family, member 23
Biological process (GO): retrograde transport, endosome to Golgi; embryonic brain development
Cellular component (GO): trans-Golgi network
Source: RefSeq, a predicted model, not a curated record
UGCCCUUUUAACGGCACUUGACGUGUCUCCGUCAACACAACAAUGGCGGACGCCGCGGAGGAAGCUCUUCACGGCAGCUGGGACCAGGAUCUAGCCGAUGCUCUGGAUUCUGGUGGCUCUGACAUGGAGAUGGAGAGAGGCAUCACCCAGGUCCAGGAACAUUCAGCUCAACACAGAGCCAAGAUGUGGAAGAUCGCUCUCAAUGUCUCUGGAAAAGGAGACAGUCUGUCUCCCUGGGACGGCGUCUUCGAUUUACCAGAACAGACAUCAAUUCAUAAUCGAAGUCAACAGCUGAUUGAUCAGCUGGGAUUAUCGGAGGAGGAGAGCAGCGACAUGGUGUCCGAUGUUGAGUCAGUCAUCACUUUCUACUGCAAGUCCCGUAACAUCACCUUCACUCCAGAGCUGAGCUGGCCGCAUCUGCUCAAACCACUACUAGGGCUUCUGCUUCCCCGCAGCGACCUCUACAACUGCUUCUAUGCUGUAAUGAACAAAUACAUCCCCAGGGACUGUGUGCCAAACGGCCGCCCCUUCCACCUGUACAGACUACUGCUGCAGUACCACGAGCCUGAGCUCUGCUCUUUCUUGGACACCAAAAAGAUAACACCUGACUCCUACGCCAUUAACUGGCUGGGCAGUUUAUUUUCCAGUCACUGCAUUCCUGAUGUUACCCAGGCAUUGUGGGACUCCUACCUCCAGCAGGCUGACCCCUUCCUCAUCUUCUUCAUCAUGCUAGUUAUGCUCGUCAAUGCCAAAGAGGCCAUUCUUACACAAGAAGGAGACAGCAAAGAAGAAAUAAUCAAAAUGCUGGAAGCGUUCCCUUCGCUCCUGGAAUCUGAAGACGUUGAAGAUUUGUUUUCUCUGGCUCAGUAUUAUCAGAGCAAGACUCCUUUGUCGCUCAGAAAGAUGAAUCAGAAUCUGUUUGGUUGCAGCCUGGUGGCUCUGAAAGAGGAGGACACAGACCUGAGUCAGGCUCUGUGUCUCCCUGUGUCUGUCCCUGAAAUCCUGCAGGCCAACCAGCUUCAGCAGGAUGGUGUGCGGUUCUUUGUGGUGGACUGUCGGCCUGCAGAGCAGUACAACGCUGGGCAUCUGUCCACGGCCUUCCACCUGGACUCUGACCUGAUGCUCCAGAAUCCUUCUGAGUUUGCUCUCUCUGUGAAAUCCCUGCUGGAGGCUCAGAAGCAGUCUUUAGAGUCUGGUUCCAUCGCCAGCGGAGAGCACCUGUGCUUCAUGGGCAGUGGGAGGGAGGAGGAGGACAUGUACAUGAACAUGGUGUUGGCCCAUUUCCUGCAGAAAAACAAAGAAUAUGUUAGUAUCACUAAAGGAGGUUUUAUGGCUCUUCAGCAGCAUCUGGUUGACAUUAAUGUGGAAGGCCUGGACUCUUCAUACGUCCACUGGAUUGUCAGCACAUCAGGGUCUCACAGCAGCCUCAGCUCUGCUGAUGGAGAGUCUCUGAGCAGCCCUGGAGACGGCAAAGGUGUGAAGUCCCUGGUCAACAAAAUGACAUUUGCUCUCAAGUCCAAAUCGGUAAACGUGAAGGAGAAGAUGAUCAGCUUCAUUGAAAAUACCUCCACCCCUGUAGACAGAAUAUCUUUCAAUCUGCCUUGGCCAGAGAAGGUGAUUCCUGAUCGGCACGUGAGCAGCAGCGACCGUGUUGGCAAACCUUACCGAGGUGUUAAACCUGUGUUCAGUAUCGGUGAUGAAGAGGAGUAUGACACAGAUGAGAUUGACAGCUCCUCAAUGUCAGACGAUGACAGGAAGGAGAUUGUCAACAUUCAGACCUGGAUAAACAAACCAGACGUAAAGCAUCACAUUCCAUGUAAUGAGGUGAAAGAAACUGGCCACAUGUUCCCGAGCCACUUGUUGAUCACAGCGACUCACAUGUAUUGCCUGAGGGAGAUCGCCUCAAGGAAAGGCUUCGCCUACAUCCAAUCCAGACAAGCACUGAACUCUGUGGUGAAGAUCACAUCCAAAAAGAAGCACCCCGAACUGAUCACCUUCAAGUUUGGCAGCAACAACUCAGCUGGAGUUGAGAUAUCAGCAGUUGAGAGAUAUUUGAUACCAAACGCAGGCGACGCCACCAAAGUCAUCAAGCAGCAGAUCAUGAAAGUCCUAGAUGCUCUGGAGAGCUCGUAAACAGAGCUGAUGGUGUCACGAUGGAGGGGUUCUCGACGGCCAGCCGUGACGCAAACUGCAAAGAAGAGUCACCGUCUGCCAAGAGUGACACCUUGUCCCACUCUCCCUCGGCUGUCCUCCCUCCUGGACAGAUGCAGUGCAGUGUUGACUGUGCAGCCCUGUGUGUCUGUGUUUGGGACAGGGGAGCUCACUGCUGACUGCAGACCUGCGGGACAGAAUGUGUGUUCAAAUACUUAGGUGCUCUGCAGUCAUCAAACCAUUAUAUAUGUUUUACUUUACUCUUGACAAAACAUGGGAUUACAGUGCAAUUCCACCCUGGCAGUUUCCCUCUGGCCUUAACGUAGCGUACUGACUGACUGACGGACCGACCGGUGGCAAACCUGUUUUCAAUCAUAACACUGACUGAUCUUUUCCUUGGACUUGAGCAUCUCCAGUCUAACUCCUUUGUUUUGUAGUGAACGGUAUCGCAGGUCAGUCAUGUAUCUUAAUUAACUUUUCGGAUGUGUGGAGUAGAUUUAAGGAUCCUUGUUGUGAGCAUAAUUUGGCAAACAUAAAGAUGCAACCCCCCCCCCCCACAACUGUUUUUGUUAACUUUUCUUUUCCAACAGGCUCCUUAAAUAUAUACUAAUUGAGGCUGUUUGAAUAUGUGAUGUAAACUGCUCUAUAUCGGCACGGAUUGCAGUGUAUCUCUGAAAGCAUAUCCUGAUAGUUAGAAUAUGCAGUGAAACUUCUAAACCAGCUCAGAGUUUGAAGUUCCCCUUCUCUCUAGAGACGUGAGCCUUUCACACAGUUUCUGGGUGAUCAUUCACUUAACUUUUACACACAGUAAUGAAUUAACCUCAUCUCGUAGCAGUCUGAUGUAGCUCUCCAAAAGUAUUGCUCACAUUUCUCUGGACUGCAUCAACAGGAGGUUCAGUGAUUGUUUUAGGAGCACGAGCGCCUCAGUAUUUUUCCAUCCCAUUCAGAUUCAGUAUGUGAAUGAUUUUACACUAACAGAAGCAGCACCAUGCUAACGUCUACCUGUUCAGAGAGAAAACGUCACUACAACAAGGACUGUGCUUUGUCAGGAAUUACGAUCAGCCCGUCUCAUCCACUGUAUUAGUCGAAACUUAAGCAUCUCCAGUUUGCUCGCCACUGUUGCCUUCAGCCUCAUGCCUGUGAUGUGUGAUAUUGGCACCAGCAGUGGCAGCAUUUCAGUGUGUCGCUGCUUCCCCUCUAAUCUUAAACUCUCCUUCAGACUCUCCCUCGCUUCGUUCUUUCUCACCAGUUCAUUUGUCUAGUUGUGCAGGCAGCCUGGGUUUCAAGUGUCAAAGCCUCUAAAGUGAUUCAGCACUUUCCUGACAAGCUCCAGUUGAAAUUUCAGUCAGGGGAGGAGAAAUCAUCCUGGGCUAAAACAUGUGGCACAUUUAAAAAUGGGCAACAAGAUGCAGAAACUUGAAUUAAAAACUCCUGAAUCUGGUCUUUCUUCACUGCGGUCCUUCAGAGCAUUCCUGUGUAACCCAUGCAUUGUGUUGUACUUUGUAAUUUUGUGAUACUUUUCAGUAUUCUGUUAACUGGAACAUCCUUCACUGAGAGUGUUAACUCUUUACAUCACUGGCAAAGGAUGUCAACCACUAGUUGAAAUGCAACAUGUCUCAGAUGUAACUGGCACCUUACUGUACUGCUAUCCUUUUCUAAGCGUUGCUGUUUUUAAUAAAUGGAGAUUAUUAAACUGCA